AUGGGGGUGUUUGGAAAUAGACGUAUUGACUCUACCACAUCACCGACUACCACCAUACCAAUCACCACAACACAGACUACCACCCCACCAACCACCACAACACCGACUACCACCACACCGACUACCACAAUACCAACUACUACUACCACAACGCCAACCACCACAACAACAACACCAACCACUACCACAACAUUUCCUGCUUGCUUUACAUCAACUGCAUACCCACCAGUUCCAACAACAACUUGGAACCAGUCGUGUAUUGACCACCACAAUGCAAUCAGAGCAAAACACAACUGUACUCCACUGGUAACAUUUGAUGUUGAAGCGUCCAAAACUGCCCAGCAUUGGGCAGAGCAACUAGCUACAUAUGGUCCUUCAAUAGGGCCUAAUGGACAUAGCACGAGACUGGGUCCGGGUGAGAACCUCUAUUCAACAUGGACUGGUAAUAUUGACGAACACGAAGGACAUGUACCCAUUACGUUUAACCUGUGCCAAAAAGCUGUGAUGCAAUGGCAUAGCCACAUCUGUAAAUAUGACUUCAACAAUAUUCUAGAGUCCUACGAUAAUGAUGCUGUAAGGCAUUUCACCCAGGUAGUAUGGAAGGAUUCAUGGAGGGUUGGUUGUGGUUUAGCCCAUGUUAAGGAAGACCAUCCAGACAGAGCAACUGUUCCCUACUAUGGUAUUAGGUACUAUGUUGUAUGCCACUACAGCCCACCUGGCAACGUAGCAGGCCAGUACAUGGACCAGGUGGAAGGUUAUGCUGAUGGGGAAGAACCAUUUACAAUGUGUAUGUAGGUGCAACUGAGAAGAAUCUGAAGGAUAGAACUAUUUAUGCACCAUAAGGGUAAUAAAACAUAUAAAUGGAUUCGGAUACAAGUGUGCAAUGAUGUAACUGUUUUUUUGGUAAUACUGUUUAAAAGCUAAUCUGUCUGAGCUACAUUUCUUGCAUAAAAAUAUUGAAAAAUUGCUUGGACUUCUUGUAUACCACUGUAUCGGAAUUUCAGAUUU
This is a messenger RNA of Owenia fusiformis, 1008 nucleotides long. The record is from the annotation of a GenBank genome assembly. Lineage: Eukaryota; Metazoa; Annelida; Polychaeta; Sabellida; Oweniidae.